CACACACACGCACAUACACAGAGCACACAUACGCACACACACAUAGAGCACACACAGCACACACAGAUAUAUAUUACUCUGAUUCCUCGCACUUGCUCGAGAGGAAUGCAUACUGUGUGUUCAAGAUUGUCUUUUUUUUUAUUUAUAAUUUAGUCAAAAAUAAAAGCGAGAACUGAGUAACUUUACAAAUCAAUUUAUUUAAUAUAAGCAUAGACUGCAUUUAGCAGGAUUCAACAGUUGAUCGCCCAAUUUGCUUCGCUUUUAUGUCGAGUGAAAUCACACAAUGUGUAAUAGAAAUAGAGAAUGCGUUGAGUAAGUUAUUCGCUCACUGUUAUUGGUGUAUUCUUUUAGCUUUCUCAUCCAAUCAAAAUUUUAGAUCUAGAAGAAUAUACCAAUAACAGCGAGGACUCACUCGACUGUUAAAUCCGCUGAACGGAGUUAAAAGGUCUCUACUGUAAACAGCUGCGGUCACAAUAUGGCUGCUUCACUUAGGGAAUACCCAAUCAGAACACAUAUCGGAUUGCCAAUUAGAAACUUGGACAUCAUGUCGAGUUUCUGUAUAUAUAGGACUCUACUCAGCGAGCCGGCAGUUCUGGUAACAGCCGAUAGUGAUGAGAGUGAUUGGAUUCGGAGUGAAACUUGAACUUUGGAAGUCGCACAGUUAAACAUCAACGCCAAUUAUGAAUACUACUGUUACUUGCAUUGCACCAGUUAAUAUUGCAGUUAUUAAAUAUUGGGGAAAGAGGAAUGAAUCCUUAAUUUUACCAACUAACGAUUCCAUAAGUGCAACUUUAGAUACAGCUCAGCUACAUGCAAAAACUACUGUUAUGCUCAGUUCUGAUUUCAAAGAAGAUCGUAUCUGGCUGAAUGGAAAAGAAGAAGAUAUAAACAAUACAAGACUUCAAAAUUGUUUAAAAGAGAUUAGGAAACGUUCACAAUUAUCUGGGUAUACAAACGAUUGGAAGAUUCGUAUAUGUUCAAAGAAUAAUUUUCCAACCGCUGCUGGUUUAGCUUCUAGUGCUGCAGGAUAUGCAUGUCUUACAGCAGCAUUAGCCAAGCUUUAUAAAAUAGAAGGAGACAUUAGUAUUAUAGCGCGUUCUGGUUCUGGAUCAGCAUGUCGCAGUGUUAUGGGUGGUUUUGUAAGAUGGUACAUGGGUUCAGAUAAGAAUGGGACAGACAGUUUAGCAAAACAAAUCGUACCUGCGUCUCAUUGGUCUGAAAUGAGAAUUUUAGUGCUAGUGGUUAGCGAUGAACAAAAAAAAGUUCCAAGUGCAAUAGGUAUGAAACGAAGCAUAGAAACAUCUCAACUCCUGCAACAUAGAAUAAUGCAUGUAGUCCCGGAACGAGCAAAUAAAAUGCAACAAGCAAUCGUUGAGAAGGAUUUCAAAAAUUUUGCCGAACUCACUAUGAAGGAUUCUAAUCAGUUUCAUGCUGUAUGUUUGGAUACAUAUCCUCCAUGCAUUUAUAUGAACAAUAUUUCUAACAAUAUCAUGAAUCUUGUACAUUCCUAUAAUGAUGCAGUUAAUGAUGUAAAGGUUGCUUAUACUUACGAUGCUGGGCCAAAUGCUACGUUAUAUUUAUUAGAGAAAGAUGUAUCAGCAGUGAUAGGUGUUUUAGAUCACUUCUUUCCUCCUGAAAACGCUAUUGAAUAUAGAAGAGGAUUACCUGUAGAAGAAAUUAAACCUUCUCAAGAUCUCUUGGAGAAAUUAAAGUUUCAAAAGUAUCCACCAGGACAACUUAAAUAUAUGAUAUACACUAAAAUAGGAGAUGGGCCUAAAUAUCUCAAUAAUCCACAGGAUCAUUUGUUAGAUGGUCAGGGUAACCCUAUUAAUUGUUCUUGAUCGAUUUUUUACAUUUUUAUUUU
Molecule: messenger RNA, 1864 nt
Organism: Acromyrmex echinatior (Panamanian leafcutter ant)
Lineage: Eukaryota; Metazoa; Arthropoda; Insecta; Hymenoptera; Formicidae
Gene: Mvd
Product: mevalonate diphosphate decarboxylase
Biological process (GO): isopentenyl diphosphate biosynthetic process, mevalonate pathway; isoprenoid biosynthetic process
Cellular component (GO): cytosol
Molecular function (GO): diphosphomevalonate decarboxylase activity
Source: RefSeq, a predicted model, not a curated record